ACGAGUGGCGAGAGGCUGGCGGCAAAAAUAGCCGCGAGUUUGUACCUGGUGGUGCAGUUCGGCCAGACAAACCGACAGGCUCAUUGGCAGAAUAGCGAGUACCGAGCGAGCAGACGGACGGAUGGACUGACGACAAACCAAAGGCAGUAGCAGCAGCGACAGGCGCCGCCGCUGCCGCCACAGUAGCAGCACCAGCGAGGUGGCAGUAGCUGCAGCCUUCAAGCCCUGUCCCAUUCCGUCUGCGGCUCCCGCUACUGCCCAACCAGAGCAGCGUUGGCAGCCGAGCGAGUGGUGUCGCGACAGCCAUCAGCGUAUACAGUCAGCAUCACAGAGAGCAAACCGAAACGAGACAAGACGAAGUUUUGUAUUCACGUGCUGCGUGUUGUUCGUGUCCCACUUUGUUGGUGCUGAUGAACAAAUAGACAGAGGGACGGAUAGGCAGAUAGAUAGACAGACGGACGGACGGACGGACGGACAGGGCGAGGAGGAUAAAAACAGCACAGUCUUUGUGGACAGCGGUGAAAAUCGGCGGCUUCACUAGUAACCAACAGCAGCAGCAGCAACGGCGGCACACAAAAAGAAAUCGCACUCUCAGACAGCCAUCGUUGGCGCUGUGUAGCUGCCAAUGACGGCUUCGUCUGUCGUGCUCGUCGUCACUGUUCGGUUUUUUCAAUCGUUCGCUCGUUGUACGUUUAUCCUUCGUUAACUACUGCUGCUGCUGGGUAGUCGCUACUGCUGCCCGCUUGAUCGGCGACUGGAUUCGUGCGUGCGAGAGCAGCAGCUGCAACGGUGAUAAUCUCCUGUGCGGGUGUUCUCUCGCAACUAAAAAACCGCCGUUCAAAAUAACAGCAGCUUGGAAGGUAAAAGCCUGUGGUGUGUGUAUCACCAAUAUUUCACGCAGUGUUUUGCCGCUACUCGGACUGUGCUGUGUUUCUUGUUUCGUCGGUGUUCGACGCCUGCCCACAAGAGAUAACAUAUACUGUUAUUAUUAUUGUUUGUUAUUAUUAUCAUUAUCGGCGUAUGAGAAAUGUUCGGAUUCUGUGUUGUGUGUGUUUAAGUCGUUUCUCUUGGAUUUCUCUUCUUACUGUGUGUCCGCCGUGUGAAUGAUUGUGGUCUUACCGGUGGGGCAAGGGACAAACGGGAUUUGAUUAUCCCUUCCUGUCGUAUGUCUUACAAAUAUGAUUACUGAACUUAAUUACGAAUAGUUGUCGCUGCAGUUCUAAACGGUACGUUGUACACGUCGUGGGUGACGAGUUUAUUAAGAGUAGCAGCGGCAGCUGCUGCUGCUGCUAUCUCUAGCGUUGUUACUUCGCACAGUUUGCUCGUUCACGGUAAACCAACCACCGUUGCCGUGUUCGGCUCGGCUGGGGGAUCUGUUGCGGCAGUAAGCACCCGAAGACUUAACGAGGGUUUGUGCAAAGAGAAGAUACUGACGAGUUGUGAGUGCCGUCGUUUAAGUCCAAUAUGUGCUAGCGCCCGGAUCUGGUAGCAGUGCCUUUUACCUAAUGCCCCCAGUAUCAUUUUCUUAUCGAUAUUCAUCGGUCGUCGCAGUGAUUGUGUCAGUGGUGAUUGUGCGUUCCAGCGGCCAGCGAGCCGUUCCGGUCGCUGUUGUUGUCCGUUCCUGUGCCCCCUAAGGAGAACAUUAGCAGGUGCUGCAAGUACUGUUGUUGCAGGUUACUGCAACUUUGUCACAACUAAAACAUAUUGCUUAUUAUACUCCACAGCGUAGAAAAAGGAAAGUUAUCGAACCCACCACUAACACGAAAGUGACAAGUUUGGCGGAUUCUAGCCUCGUCUGCUGUUCGAUCAACGGGUGGAGCACGGUGGAAUAAACGGAAUAAUAAUAAUUAUUAUAAAAUCAUCAUUAUCAUAAUCACUUCGUGUUAUCUGUGCUAAAUCGAAGAACAGUUGGUUCCCGUCAUAGCUGUCGCUGCGAGUGGUAUUGGGUCUUGUGUUAUUAAUGGUGUAAGGUACUACACUGCCUACGAAUCGCACAAGAAUUACUUUACAACGAUAUUCAGUAGUCAGCAGUUGCAGAAACGCGCCUGCUGUGCUGUCUACUGUAGGCAAAAAUAAACGAGAAAUGGAGAACAUGGUCAAGGAAGACGUCUUCCAGGCUCUGACUGAGUUUGGCCGGAAGGGCGACUCCCCUAUCCCGCGAUUGCUUGAAGACUACCUCCGCUUCGUCGCCAAUACGGGUGAUACAAUCUUCCCUUGGUCAGUCAUUAAGGCACUAGUGCGACGCAAAAUCGAACAGGUGUUAUGCGAUUUUUUGUUGGUAUCAUCCCCGGACUCCGUUCCAGCAUCUCCGAACGUUGACCCUUUCAAAUACGCUCUGAUGCGCGAAAAGAUCCUUGAAGCUCUUGAGUACUUCACGCAAGCACCGUUUACCAUCCAGAGGUUAUGCGAAGUGAUGGUAGAACCGAAGAAAUACUAUAAGAGGAUUGACAAACUUAUGCGAGCAAUUGAAAAAAACCUCCUAGUAACGACAACCGUUGAUCCGCGACGGCCUGCGAGUCCAAAUGGAGAAACGGCACAAGCAAGCGGCGUAGUCAAUGGCUACGACGAACGGGCAAAUGGACACCAUCCUGCUGGGCUUCGUGGAGUAUCGGGAGUUCCCGAGGGCGCUCAGCUCAAUGCAGAUGCAGCAAGUGCAGGCCUGGACGAAGAAGAACCCAUGGACAUCACAGGUCCGCCAGCUCCACAACCGCACGCUGUUCUUGACUGUCCUGCCGAGGCCAUGGAAGGCUGCGAAGAUGAGUCCGGAGAAGACAUCGAUGUCGAUCAGGACAAUCCCCAACCGACUGAUAACCCCAGCCACGGAGUAGCAUCAACAACAGGUUCGGGAAUUGCCAACACAACCUCCGUUGAGUCUGAUGGCCAUAACCGCGUACAGCAACAAUUAGACAACAGUAACAGUGGCGCCAGUGGCGGCGUCGCCGGAGCUAACACCAGUGUUCAGGAGACAGGCGCAACAGCAGCCAAAAGUGGAGCAGGGAGCGGUGGGGGUGGCUCGUCCCAGGAAAAUUUGCUUCAUAUUCAACAGCAGAUGCGCGAACAGCAGCAGCAACAGCAGUUGAUGGCGAUGACUGGAUUUGAUGCGGCGUCAACCACGACAGCAGCUGGAGUUAACAAGACUGAAGGUUCUGCAGCCGGGUCUGGUGGGAUAGGUUCCAAACCCGGGCCCAUGGCAAUGGAAAACCCCCCUGCUGGUUUGGGGUCGGGAACAGGUCAAGCAGGCCCUGGUGCCGCUCUCAAUGAUGAAGACAGCUGUAGCGAUGUCGAGGCAGAAGGGGAGGGAGAACAGGACAUGAUACUCAUGAUGAUGAGAGGCUCUCGAGGGGAGAGCGGACAAGACAACGAGCUUGAGCAGCAGGUUCCCCAGUUUGGAUCGUGCGAAUCGGGCGAGUCUGGAGGCUUAUCGCCUGUUCAGUUUCAGAAUGUGUCAUCGCAGUCAUCACAGGACGCGAAAAAGGAGAAUCAGACGCAACAGCAUCGUACGUCAUCUCUAACGACAAGAACAAACUUAACGUCAGAAAGCACCACGCCAACAGCAGCGGGAAGCCAAGGCAGUCCCAGUGGAAGCCAGAGUUCACUCGUGGAAAGCAGUCAACAGCUACAGACAGAUGGUGAUAGCAACACCGAAGAUACUACCAACCAAAUCAGCCAGAACAACGAGGCCAAAUCUCCCGAACCGCAUCAAGAACAGGACAAAAUUGUUAAGAGAGCCACGUCACGGUCACUGGGGAAUAGCGAAGCGUUGGCAUUGUCUGGAGGUGACCAGAACGGCGGGAGAACCGAUGAAAAUGGAAGGGUAAAUAGACGCGGGCAGACAACACUAAUGGAGAAUACCGAGGAAGGAAGUAUCGGGCAGAGUUCGAGUGAGCGAAGCCUGUCGGUAGCAUCCGAAGCCUCCGUUAGUCGACUAGUUAAAAUCGCAGGAUCAUCAUCGUCCAAAACGAACGAUGCCGAAACAGGGGAGCAGGUAGAUCUUGAUCCUACAGGCUCACCACCGAAAAACGAGGCUAUCGCGAAGUAGUGAUCGAUCUCGAAAUAACAAAUCGCGGACGCAAUUGAAUUUCUUAAUUAGUUAAAUUAAGGAAAUAAAGAAUGACAAAGACAUAGUUGGAAUAGUUUAGGUGAAGAAGACUGUUUAUAUAGAAUGAAUAUAUGAUCAUAUUAAUAAUAGCAGAGCAAAAGGCAACGCCAACAACAAAGCUAUUCAAAAUCCAUUACAAAAUUAAGUGGACGAAGCGGGAACAAAUUAGCGUGCGCACACGAAACAUAUUUAGAAAGCGGAAAAUGGUGAGCCGCAUAAGGUGUGCUACCUUCCCGUCAGGGCGACGGGUGAUAGGUAGUUUAGAAACGUUGUCAAAACAAGAUAAACCAGUUGCUGAAUUAAUGAUGUUGAUCGUCAGCAAAGUUGCGGAAACUUAGGGAGCUAUAGGGGAUAAGUGGCGCAAGCGAAUGAUAAGCGACAGGCAACAGAAAAGGCGUAGUUUACUAGUUAUUAUUAUUAUUAUGCAUAAGUAAUAACAGAACGAAGAUAACGCGACGAAAGAAAGUGGUGCCCAAGUUAUUAUAUGAGAUAGACAAUAUAAAAUACUUCCUCGUUCGCUGUUAUAUACAAAGUGCUCGCUUAUGACGAAGAUGGUGAAAACGUGUAUGUACAGUUUUAAUAUGUGUGAUGACGACGCCGAUGAAAAUAAGUUAGAAAUAAGUGGCAAAAGAGAAGGCUGCUAUGCUUUUAUUCAGAUGCCGUAUAAUACGAGAUGCAUCGGCACUGGCGGCGCGAAUUUAUUAGAAACACAGCAUAGAAGAAGCACAAAUAGUGUUAUUCUAGCCUCUAGAUUAAUCGGCUAACAUGGAGGGCAUGUAGGUGUUAGCAGGAGAUCAGGGAGCUCAUACAUAAAGGCAAAGCGUACAAUUUGAACUAUACAGGCGAUGAUCGUAGUCAAAUAAUGAACACUGUUUUGCUUUAGAACUAGUAGAACUAAAGCGAAGGAGUGUAGAACAAUUUGUUGCAUUCGCCAUUAUGCUGCCAUUAUUAUUUGUCGACUUCGCUUGAACUACUGCUCUGAUCUACAGAUCCACAACGUAUAAGUCUGGAUGAAGUUUAGCUGAAUCAGAGCGGCGCUCAGCACACGGAAUAGGGCAACGGAGAUGGGGCGGGGGGGGGGGAGGCACUGAACGUAAGAAGCUGCUGUAAAAAGACAGAGAAUUGUCAGUCUUCUAUGCCUAUUCCAUCACAGACUUACUGAAAUAACUCGGACAUGUAUUUCACACAGCCAAACGCACUUAUUCAAAUGUUUUUGAGUCAGAUAGCAGCAGCAGCAGCAUAAGACAGUACAGCAGAGAAGUCACGUAGUUCGUAUAGAGCAGCCUAUACGCAUAGACGAACGUAAUGCAGCGAGCGAAGAUUGAGUAACGCCGAACUUACUUAAUAUGUGUACGAAAAUGCAAAUAUAGUAGAGCGACAUUAUACCAACAAACACGCUACGAAUGCAUGUUGAAACGAAAAUCAUACAUCAAUAACGUGAAAUAACAAACAUUCAGUGAGAGCGUAUGGGCGAAACGUAUGAAGAACGGUAGGUAAUGGUUAUUUAGAAGGUGGACGAAAAGAUUGCUACUAGCAGCAGUGUAACGUGUUAUCUGAGGUGGACAUUUUUAAAACACAGGGGACACGCAGAAGAAAGUCAAUCGCAACAAUUAGGACAUCAUUAUGAGAGUUUAGCAACGGCAACACCAUCAAUAGUAACAGCAAAGCAACAACAUUAAUAAAUAAGGACAAUAAUACAGUAAUUAUAAUGUGUGAAACUGUCUAGCCGAUAUGGCGCUGCCAUGAACGCAGUGUCCUGUGUAUAUUUUUGGAUAGAAAUAAAUGAAUAAAUAUUGACAAACAGCUUCAUGAUCGUGUACAAAAUAGA
Messenger RNA from Varroa destructor (honeybee mite), 5927 nucleotides. RefSeq lists its product as uncharacterized. Gene Ontology annotation, cellular component: cytoplasm; nucleus; protein phosphatase 4 complex. Lineage: Eukaryota; Metazoa; Arthropoda; Arachnida; Mesostigmata; Varroidae. The record is from RefSeq and is a predicted model, not a curated record. Gene Ontology annotation, molecular function: protein phosphatase regulator activity.